AUGGUGAUGGUGGUGAUGAUGAACGGGACGGGCUCAUACGGAGCGGGCCGAACCGGGGCGGAAUUCGACCCCAUCACCUUCGCCAGAAGACCGCAGACCAUCUUACGAUUCCUGGCCUGGAUUUUCUCCAUGGUGGUUUUCGGCUCGAUAGUAAAUGAAGGAUAUGUGAAUAAGGACAGCGAGCGCCUGCAUUGCGUGUUUAACAAAAACGAAGACGCCUGCAAUUAUGGCAUCAUUAUUGGAGUGCUGGCAUUUUUAGCUAGCCUUUGCUUCCUGGCCUUGGACAUCUACUUCCCUCAGAUCAGCAGUGUUAAGGACCGGAAAAGAGCUGUGCUACUGGAGAUGGGCUUCUCAGGACUUUGGGCCUUUCUUUGGUUUGUUGGAUUUUGCUUCCUCGCCAACCAGUGGAGUCGCACCUCACCUAAACUGCCAUUGGAGCAGGCUUCAGACGCGGCACGGGCUGCCAUUGUCUUCUCUUUCUUGUCCAUUCUCACCUGGGCGGCGCUGACAGUGUUCGCAGUGCAGAAAUUCCUGCUUGGAACUGAUAUGACGCUCUUCACCUCUGCGGACGUCCCCAAACAGCCGUAUCCAUCCAACGACGCAAUCCACCAGACCACCAUCGACAAGAGCCCAACGCUGAUCGAGACCGUGGAGACACGCCCACCCGGGUACCAGAUCCCGCCUGCUUUUUAAUCUCUUAGCCAAUGAGAAGAGAGGAGGCCGUAGUGGAUAGAAUGGCUUCCUUCGUAGGUUCAGUUCCAGUUCUG
Molecule: messenger RNA, 767 nt
Organism: Neoarius graeffei (lesser salmon catfish)
Lineage: Eukaryota; Metazoa; Chordata; Actinopteri; Siluriformes; Ariidae
Gene: syngr3b
Product: synaptogyrin 3b
Exons: 4
Coding region: 1-693 (230 amino acids)
Cellular component (GO): synaptic vesicle membrane; neuromuscular junction
Source: RefSeq, a predicted model, not a curated record